UUUUGAGUUUUGACGGUUAAAUGCUGUUUUUUGUAAAUGUGUAGUCAAAUUAAAAUAUAAUUUUAAAAGUCAGAACCUGAUGAUAUUAUGCGACUCUAAUACUUGAUAGUUUAUUUUGUGACUAUAUGUUUAAUUACUGGAUAAGACUUAUUUAAAUAUCUUUAAAAUGCCAGAACCAAGUAAGAGGCAAAGGGUGGAGGAGGCAAUGGAUGUCGAUGAAAAUCCUACUUCCGAAAACGGCGGGAGUAGCCAAAACAAUGGUGAAAAUAGUGAUGUCGAUCACAUAUCCGAUGAUGAAGAAGGUGGUAUGCGAAUCGGUGAUAUUUAUAUACCACCAGCUCCAAAACCGACGUUAUCAUUUGAUACAACAGGACCGCGACUUAUUAUCACUCACAUUGUCAAUGAAAAUUUUAAAAGCUAUGCUGGCGUACAGAGUUUGGGUCCCUUUCACAAGAGCUUCACAGCAAUUAUUGGUCCAAAUGGAAGUGGGAAGAGUAAUGUUAUUGAUUCUAUGCUCUUUGUAUUUGGUUACCGUGCCAGUAAAAUAAGGACUAAGAAAAUAUCUGUUCUGCUGCAUUCAUCAAGCAAAUUUCCUAAUGUGAACAGUGCAAGUGUGGCUGUACAUUUUUGUCAAAUUAUUGAUGGGGAAGGCGAUGCAUAUACUGUGGUACCGAACAGCGAGAUCGUUGUAUCAAGGACGGCGUUCAGAGAUAGUACGUCAUUCUACACGCUAAACGGCCGACGUGUACAGUUCAAGGAAGUGGCAAGAAUGCUAAGGUCGCAUGGAAUCGAUCUAGAUCACAAUCGAUUCCUUAUAUUACAGGGUGAAGUGGAACAGAUAGCAAUGAUGAAGCCGAAAGCACAAACCGAACACGACACGGGGAUGCUGGAGUAUUUAGAAGAUAUCACUGGGACGUCGCGAUAUAAAGAACCGAUAGAGAAGCUAUCAGUACGCGUGGAAGAGUACAGCGAGAUGAGAAAAGAGAAAUUGAAUCGCGUGCGAUUAGUCGAACAAGAGAAACAGAAGUUGGAGCAGCCGAUGAGGGAGGCGGUUGAUUUAAUGAACCUGACCAACACGGCGCUUAGGACGAGGAAUAUGCUGCUGCAGAAAUAUAUACAUGAAACAAAUAAGAUAAUAGAAAGCAAGAACAAGGAGUUAGACGAACUGAAGGAGAGCCUCAAGCAAGUUGAUGAUAAACUGGCGCAAGUUAAACAGCAGCUUCAAGACAAAUCCACCGAGCUAAAGAAUGGCACACAGCAGUAUGAUGAAAUGCAGAAACGCAAAGACGAGAUAGGUGACAGGUUACAGUCGUGCAAGCGAACGCAGGUGUCAGUACAAGCAGAUACCACGCAGGCGAACAAAAAGAAAAACAAUCUGGAGGAUUUGCUGAAAACUGAGAGGGGAAAGCUGAUAGAAUUGGAAAUGGUACCAGAGCGAAAUGAACGAGAGAUUGCAGAUUGUGAGGUUUUAUUGAACAAACAUAAAGAGAGCAAGCGACAAGCUGAAGCCGAAUUAGAAACCUUAAUGGCUGGAGUUAGGGAACAAACACGUGGUUUCCAAGAGCAAAAGGACAGAUUGCAAUCAAAGUUGAUUGAUUUGAAGAAAAUCUUCAGUGAAGCCGACAAGAACUUCAAACUUGCCGAGUCCGAGCUGAAGAUCUACCUUGUAACGGAGACCAAGGAACAAGAGAAACUGGACAAAAUGAGAGACAGUUUUGAAAAGGCUGAAAAGGACUUGGAUGAGAAGAAAGUGCAACGCAGCAUUCUAGCAAAAGAAUUACCGGCACAAGAGAUAGAACUCACGCGGAUGCAGAGUAGGAUGCAGAGGUUGAAGAGCGAAGAGGUUACAUUGGAAAGGGAGGCGAGAACUUUGAGAAAGCAGUUAGAAGAGUCGAAGCAGACAAUGAACGCGAACAGAUCAAAGGGCAGGGUAUUGGAUUCGCUGAUGAGGGAGAAGCAAUCUGGAAGGUUGCCCGGGAUAUUUGGCAGACUGGGCGACUUGGGGGGUAUAGAUGCGACAUAUGACGUCGCAAUAUCGACGUGUUGCGGCGCACUCGACAACAUUGUGGUGGACUCGGUCGACACCGCACAAGCCUGCGUGGAGUUCCUGAGACGAAACGAUGUCGGACGAGCUACCUUCAUAGCACUCGACAAACAACAGCACUUGCUCAGAUACUGUCAGAACAAAACUACUUAUCCCGAGAACGCUCCGCGACUGUUCGACCUGGUGCGCGUGCGCGACGACCGCGUGCUGCCCGCGUUCUACUUCGCGCUCAGAGACACGCUCGUGGCUCGCGAGCUGGAGCAAGCGGCGCGAGUGGCGUACGGCGCGACCAGGUACCGAGUGGUCACCAUUGCCGGAGACGUCAUUGAAAUCGCAGGAACUAUGUCCGGCGGAGGCAGGUCAGUGCUGCGCGGACGAAUGUCGAGUUCCGUACAACAGGACACGAGCGAGAUUGACCCGGCGGCCCUGCGGGAAAACGAACGGAAACUAGACGAACUAACAGAAAGACUGGCAGAGAUACGAAAUGAAGAGACAACGUUGGAAGAAACCGUAGCGUCUUUAAUGAACAGAUGUCAGGAAGGGAAGCGAACGAUGUCAAGGUUGGACUUUGAUCUGAACACUUUGAUGGAGCAAGUACCUAACUUAAAGAAACAAAUAGAAGAACAAGAGAAGAGAUUGUCCUCGUUUAAAGUGGAUGAGGCCCAAAAGAAAAGACUGGAGGAGAAAGUGAAAAGUGCUGAGGAGGCGCGGGAACAGGCUCAAUAUAAUGCCGGGGAGAUUGAAAAAGAGGUGAGCGGCGUGGACGCACAAAUAGCAUCUGUGGCCGGGAACAAAGUGAAAGAAAUGCAGAAAAAUGUUGAAGAUUUGACGAAGAAGAUUGAGAAACUUAGCAGCGAGAUCACCAAACUACGAGUCGCGAUUAAUACUAGCAAACGAAACGCGAAAAAGUCCAAAGACAAAAUAUCACAGAUGGAAAGCGACCUCGCGGACACGUUGAAGAACCUGGAGAGUCUCGGCAAUCAAAAGAAACAGCUAACGCUUGAUAUUGGUGAGCUGCAGAAGAACUUUGGAGAGCUUGAUGAACAAAUAAAUGAAGGAACGGGCCAGUUUGCGGGUCUCCGCAAAGAGAUAACUGCAUUGCAGGAAAAUGAAAAGAAUUUGAAGAGUGAAAGACUCGAGGCGAACAAUGCCGUUGUCAAAAUGGAGAAAACAAUAAAGGAGUGUUCGAGCAAAACUCCGCUGUGGGAGAGAGAGCUUCAAUCACUACGAUUAGAGGACCCUGGUAUAGACAUCCCGGGAAUCGAACGUCCGACUCCAUUGGUGCGGCACUCGCCUGAAGAGCUCGAGGAGUGUAGCGUAGAAGAGUUGAGGAACCGACUGUCCGCGCAGAAGGCUCGAGUCGGUGAAGCCAAGCCCAAUUUACAAGCCAUUCAGGACUAUAGAGCUAAAGAGGAGGUGUACAUGCGUCGUGCGGCGGAGCUUGACGAUAUCACGAACAAACGGAACGAGAUGAGGGCGCUGUUCGAUCAGCUGAGAAAAAAGAGGACCACGGACUUUCUGAGCGGUUUCAAUAUAAUAACGACAAAGCUGAAAGAGAUGUAUCAGAUGAUAACACUGGGCGGUGACGCAGAGCUGGAACUGGUAGACUCGCUCGACCCUUUUACCGAGGGGAUCAUAUUUAGUGUUCGUCCGCCAAGUAAAUCGUGGAAGAACAUAUCGAAUCUGUCCGGCGGAGAGAAGACACUGGCGUCGCUGGCGCUGGUAUUCGCGCUUCACUACUACAAGCCCACGCCGCUCUACGUGAUGGACGAAAUAGACGCCGCGCUCGACUUCAAGAACAUAUCCAUUGUGGCAAACUACAUUAAGGAACGCACAAAGAACGCUCAAUUUAUAAUUAUAUCCCUGCGAUACAACAUGUUCGAGGCCAGCAACCGUCUGGUCGGGAUCUACAAGACUCAGGACUGCACUAAGUCAGUCACUAUUGAGAACAAAGAACCGGAAGACAAAGUUGCAGUUGAAUGUUAAAUACUAUAAUGAAUAAAGUUAACAUUUUUUUUUUCUGUUUUGUGUGUGGCCGGCUAUUGACACAUUUUUGGAAAAAAUAAAUAUGUGAUUGAAAUUUA
Leptidea sinapis is the source of this 4128-nucleotide messenger RNA. It is a transcript of the gene glu, whose product is annotated as structural maintenance of chromosomes protein 4. The record is from RefSeq and is a predicted model, not a curated record. The transcript has 24 exons. Gene Ontology annotation, biological process: mitotic chromosome condensation. Gene Ontology annotation, cellular component: chromosome. Bases 167 to 4030 code for a protein of 1287 amino acids. Gene Ontology annotation, molecular function: ATP hydrolysis activity; protein binding; ATP binding. NCBI's taxonomy places the organism in Eukaryota, Metazoa, Arthropoda, Insecta, Lepidoptera, Pieridae.